Soboliphyme baturini is the source of this 873-nucleotide messenger RNA. NCBI's taxonomy places the organism in Eukaryota, Metazoa, Nematoda, Enoplea, Dioctophymatida, Soboliphymatidae. The record is from the annotation of a GenBank genome assembly.
AUGACUCAGCGCCUUGGCUGCGCCUUUUUAUGUAUUACACAACCAGAAGAGGAGACUGAACGCAACCAGGCGGAGACAAGUGCCAACGCUGAAAUAUCUCGAAUUCAGCCUGUCGCAGCACCCGUCGUUGGUUUGGAAAUCCAUGCUCAGAUCAGUAGUCGAACGAAGCUUUUCAGCCGUGCAGUUUCCCUCCCGGACUCUCCCGUGAAUCACAAUGUCAGUUACUUUGACUGUGCACUUCCGGGCACUUUACCGGUUUUAAACAGGCGUUGCGUCGAUGCCGGUAUCUUGACAGCAUUGGCUUUACAAUGCCAAAUCUCACCUUGGUCCGACUUCGAUCGAAAACAUUAUUUUUAUGCUGAUCUGCCGGCUGGCUACCAAAUCACACAACACUUUCAUCCGAUUGCUGUCGAUGGCACAAUUGAAUACAUCGUUUAUGAUCGGCAGUCGAAUUUGGAUGCCGUUGUAAAGCGCACUAAGAUCGUGCAGAUACAACUGGAACAAGACAGCGGAAAAAGCCUUCAUGACCUGAAACAGUGGACGACGUAUGUAGACCUCAACAGAUGUGGUGUUGGUCUGAUGGAAAUCGUCACUGACCACAAUCUUUCAAAUGGGCUUGAAGCGUCUUGUUUGGUAAAGGAGUUGGCAGCCACGUUGAAAGCUGCGGGAACAUGUGAGCUAAGGGUCGACGCCAAUAUCUCUGUCCACAAGCCGAACGAAGUGCUCCGGUGUCGCACCGAAGUCAAGAACUUAAACAGCUUCCGUUUUCUGAGACAUGCUGUUGAUUACGAAAUAGCGAGGCAUAUUCACGUAUACGAAAGUGGCGAGGAAGUGACCAACGAAACCAGGUCUUUUGAUCCGAUGACAGGGUAA